Molecule: messenger RNA, 1660 nt
Organism: Plutella xylostella (diamondback moth)
Lineage: Eukaryota; Metazoa; Arthropoda; Insecta; Lepidoptera; Plutellidae
Gene: Atg5
Product: autophagy protein 5
Biological process (GO): cellular response to nitrogen starvation; piecemeal microautophagy of the nucleus; protein lipidation involved in autophagosome assembly
Cellular component (GO): Atg12-Atg5-Atg16 complex; cytoplasm; autophagosome
Molecular function (GO): Atg8-family ligase activity
Source: RefSeq, a predicted model, not a curated record
UGUGAUCAUUCUCAAGGUUUGAAGUUUGAUUCCCAACCAAAACAAAUUUAUUCUAAAAUAUGAAAUACCUUGUAGAAUGUUGUAGAAAAUAAUCAAUAUCAUUGAAUUAUUGUUACUGAACCUUCUAAAAAUCUUCAAAUUUUCAUUGUCUGGCUUGUCUGCUUACAAUGGCAAACGAUAGAGAAGUACUCCGAGAAAUAUGGGACGGAAAGUUGCCUAUUUGUUUUCAGCUGGAUCAAGAAGAAAUUAUGGAAAUUCAGCAACCCGACCCUUUCUACGUAAUGGUGCCGCGACUUAGUUACUUUCCUCUUGUUACAGAUAAGAUGAAAAGACAUUUCUUGCGUUACAUAUCUCAAGAGAACGCAGAUAAUGAAAUGUGGAUAGACUAUAAUGGACAACCAUUGAAGUGGCAUUACCCUAUUGGUUUCCUGUAUGAUCUGUACUGUGGACAUGACCCUCAACUGCCUUGGACUUUAACUAUUCACUUCUCCAAGUUCCCUGAGGAUGUCCUCCUACACUGUCCUAAUAAAGAUGUUGUUGAAGCCCAUUAUAUGUGUACUGUGAAGGAAGCAGAUGUGUUGAAACAUAGGGGACAAGUGAUGAGUACAAUGCAAAAGAAAGAUCAUAAUCAGCUCUGGUUGGGUUUGCAAAAUGAUAAGUUUGAUCAGUUCUGGGCUAUAAACCGAAGACUUAUGGAGUCUCAUGGAGACAAUGAAGGAUUCAAGCAUAUUCCAAUUAGAAUCUACACUGAUGAUGGCUCCUACAGCCAGAAGCUUGUGAAUCCAAAGAAUGCAGAUGGAAGUAGGAAAAUAUUGCAGCAGAUGCUACAGGAGUUGUAUCCUGACAAGCCUGAUGUGAAAUUGAGAACCCAUGGCAUUGAAAUUCCAACAGAUACACCACUGCAAUGGCUCUCGGAACACAUGAGUUACCCGGACAAUUUUCUACAUCUUUGUGUGUGUUAAAGUGUAAAUUCUAAUGCCACCAGUUUUGAAUUAAUUGCAUAAAUAAUUUAAAUAAACACAAGAUGUUAUACUUACACACAUUUAUUUUGUUAUUAUUUAAUAAAAAAUGUUAUUUACAAUGUAUAUCCAGUUAUCAAUAUUAUGGCCCAUGAUGUAAGUAACUUAAUUAGUGUAUGUACAUAUGUACAAGUUUGAUUUCUAAAACAAUGAACCUUGCAAUCAUAAUGAUAAGGGAUAGGAAGUUUAUUCAGAUAUUAUGUAAUUGAUUGAAAAUAAAAACCAGCAUAAAAAUGUGACUAGUUUAAAAAGAUACAGGGUUUCUACAAGUUUUAAAAAGUUGUAUUAACCAAUUAACCACUUGCUGAUGUUUUGAACAUGCAAGUUUCACAUUGAUUAGGUAUAUUCAGGUAGGUACAUUCCAACCACAAUGGAAUAGCCAAUUCUGAAUUGGACUAUCUUGUUAAAAGCUAUUAUCACAAUAUCAACCUAUACAUAUUAUAUUUACAUUACUUUUUACAAUAAUACACUAGCAACCAGAAAUAAAAAUGACACAACUGUUGUGAACUAAAGAUAACAUGCACAGAUCAAUGUGACCUCUUCUUUUGAAAUAGAUUUUUAAAAGGUCAAUAACAAUACGGUUAGAACUAGAUGGAGAGUCAAUGCAAAUGGAAUUUCUCAACCAACUUUCCAGGUGAGCU